This is a messenger RNA of Debaryomyces tyrocola, 1779 nucleotides long. The record is from the annotation of a GenBank genome assembly. NCBI's taxonomy places the organism in Eukaryota, Fungi, Ascomycota, Pichiomycetes, Serinales, Debaryomycetaceae.
AUGAUUAAGGCGUUUAGAAGAAACAAAGGGCUGUCGAAUAAUUCGAAUUCGCCCAAGCACUCGAUUUCACGAGUUGGAUCGUCGCAUUCGGCCAAUACUAGCUUUGAGAGUGCUGAUUUACAGUCGCCAAAGAAGGUCAUUAAGGCGUUAUACGAUUAUCAACCACAGGGACCAGGAGAAUUGAAAUUUUUGAAAGGGGAUUUCUUCCAUGUGUUGACGGAUGGAGAAAACAAGGAACAUGAAAGUAACGGAUGGUGUGAGGCAACGAAUCCGAUGACAAAUCUGAAGGGGAUGGUCCCAAUUAGCUAUUUUGAAGUAUUUAACAGAUCCAGACCUAUGGAGACCUCCAAUUCGUCGUCACCACAACAGAAAGCACGUACCCAAAGAAAUUCGAACCAAACUUUGUAUGCUGUUACAUUAUAUGAGUUCAAGGCCGAAAGAGAAGACGAGCUAGACAUCAUUCCUGGCGAGAACUUGAUUAUAUGUGCCCACCAUGCAUUUGAAUGGUUUAUCGCGAAGCCGAUUAAUAGAUUAGGGGGGCCUGGCUUGGUACCUGUUCUGUAUGUUAAAAUCAUAGACUUAGUGAAUCCACUGAAUUCACAGGAGAGUAAUGAUGAUAUGGUGAAAGUUAUAAACGAUUUCAAGAUUCCCACUGUCGAAGAAUGGAAAGAUCAGACUGCCAAAUAUCAAGCGUCCACUAUUCCAUUAGGCUCCAUAUCCAACCAAGCUCCUCCCGUUUCGUCGCAUACUCAAUUUUUCCAAAGAGAAGCCCAAAAUGCAUCAGAAUCUAAUAGAUCAUCCUUAAGUUUAACGAAUACUUCUAUAUUAGAAGCAACAGUUGACUCAUACCAAUUAGACCAAGGUCGUUAUCAAUAUUUAAUCAUCGCGAAGUUGAGUAAUGGAAAGACACGUUAUUUAUACCGUUAUUACCAGGAUUUUUAUGAUUUGCAAGUAAAAUUAUUGGAGUUGUUUCCAUAUGAAGCGGGCAAGAUUGAAAAUUCUAAAAGAAUUAUUCCAUCUAUCCCAGGCCCUUUAAUCAACGUGAAUGAUAGUAUUUCGAAGUUAAGAAGAGAAAAAUUGGAUUACUACUUGAGAAACCUUAUUGCUUUACCUCCUCAUAUUUCAAAGUCGGAAGAAGUAUUAAGGUUGUUGGAGGUGUUAGAUAAUGGAUUCGAUAAAGAAGUGUCGGAUAAUCAAAAGGAAAGAAGAUUUCUGAAGCCAAUAAGUCAAAAAUCAAAUUACCAACAGGAUAGAAUUUCCCAGUAUUCAAAUUUCCAUAACCCUUCAAGUACGCAAAAUAGGUCAUCAUCUACGCCCACAUCAUCAGACUCAGUAUUAAAUCGUUCCUUGUCCUCGUCGUCGACUAACCUUAUGAAUUCUUUUGCUAGUACUGGUACUGGCUUGGAAACUAGUACAGGGCAACCCACUGCAUUGUCUAAUGGCACGGUCAUUGAGACAAAACAAUCAAAAAUCAAGGUCAAAUUCUAUUAUGACGACGAUAUAUUUGUAUUAUUAUUACCUACUAACUUGAGAUUACGUGACUUGAAAUCAAAACUAUGUAAAAGGUUAAGUUUGCAUGAAUCAACAAAACUUGAUUCUAAUGAUACAGUACAUAUAUUCUUGAAGAACGAUUAUGAUGACUUCUUAGAUGAUAAUGAUAUUGCCAAUGGAGAACUUCUGGAAACAAACAAACUCAAGUUGUCUACGUUUGAAAUUAAUGAUGAUGAGAAAUUCCAAAAUGUCUUAUAUGAUAAAUGCAAGUUAACCAUUCUUGUUUGA